UAUUCAUAACAACACACUAAUGUGCAAAAAAACUCAAUAAAAUUCGAUUAGAGAAAAAAGUUUUGACGUCAAUGGAAAAAAGCUCCAAAUGAUCCGUCACAAAAACACGCUCGACGACGAGCUGCCAUCCGAAGAAAAGAUCCUGCUGGAGGAAAGUUUCUACGUGAGUGCCAACAAGAAGAAUGUCUUUCACGUGAAGCUCACGGAACGAGGUCUGACACUCACAAAGCACUACAGCAACGGGCGUCAAAAGUCCCAUUUGAUCCCGAUCGAGCAGAUAAUCGGUUGUUGUUGCCUCAAAUUCCGGCCCUCCAAAGCAAUUUGUCUCUGUGGCGGCGGAAAUGCCGCAAAACCUUCGCCAUCUGCGGGAUCUGCGGGCUCACAAAAUCGUCCUCAAACGCCUGCUGCGACGCGUUACGUUGCCAAUAACUCCUCCGUGGCAGAUGCCUACCUUUACAUAUACUCAUACAUCACAAAGCUCAAACGAAAUAAAAGCUACACGGAACGCAAUACGAUUGCCCUGCGUUUUCGGAGCUUCGAUAAAUAUGAACAAAAUGCCGAGGAAGCCAAUAAAUGGCGCGGUGCAAUACUCAUGCUGCUGAAUCAAAGUCGUGAUAUGGUUUUUAAGCGAAAUUUUAGCACAAACAAAGGUUACCUGAUCUUCCUGAAUCCCAAAAGUGGAAAGGGGAAAGCACGCGAUAUCUUCCACAAAAUUGUUGCUCCUGUUCUUGCCGAUGCUGACAUCCAAUUUGAUCUGUAUAUCACGAAAAGUGCGAAUUUUGCAAGGCAAUUUGUGAGGACGAAGAUGCUGAAUCAUUGGUCGACGGUUAUAGUUCUCGGCGGAGAUGGCUUAUUCUUCGAAAUCAUCAAUGGCAUUUUCGAACGUCACGAUUGGAAAGACGUAAUUCGUUAUCUCAACUUCGGUAUCAUUCCUGCUGGGUCCGGAAAUGGCUUGGCAAAAACUAUUAGUUACUUAUAUGGCAUUCCGCAACAAGACGAAACGCCAGUUUUGAGUUCUUCCAUUUCAUUCGUCAACGGUUCUGUAACUCCCAUGGAUUUGGUUCGCGUCGAAACAACCGAUUCUAUCAUGUAUUCAAGUUUAGCUGUUGGAUGGGGAUUUAUUGCUGAUAUUGACAUUUUAAGUGAAAAAAUCCGCGCUAUCGGAUAUCCUCGCUUCACAUUGUGGUCCUUGAAGAAUAUCGUGACACUCCCAAAGUACAAAGGAAGAGUUUCUUAUCGACCUUUCGCACAGAACGAAUCGCCUCCAUUGUUUACGGGAUUGUUCAAGUUGCCAAGUACAUCGAACAUUAAUUGUGCAUGCGAAGAAAUCGGGUUUGACAGCGAUACAGACCCCAAUGAGACACUUCUCUUGCAAAAUUAUCACGCGCAGUACCGAGAACGGCUUGAAAGUUGGUAUUCGACGAGUUCACGACGCACCGCUUACUUUUCGACAACCGAUAGUCAGUAUCAGAGUGUCGGCGAGGAUCAUGACGGAACGAAUGUUUGCAUGUUUGGACCUCCGUCGAGUCUUCCGUCGUUACUGAUGCCCGUUCCUGACGAUUGGAUUGUCGUCGACGACGAAUUUGUGAUGGUUCAUGCGACAUAUCAGACACAUUUGAGUCUCGAUUGUCACUUUAGCCCGGCGAGCAAGUUGAAUGACGGCGUAAUUUGGUUGCUUAUUAUGAAAGGAGGCGUUUCGCGUACGGAAUUGACGACUUUUCUCAUUGGCAUGAGCAACGGAACGCAUUUACCGAAGACACCCAAUCCGAAUAUUCAGAUGAUCGCAUGUCAGGCAUUCCGUUUUGAGCCAAGUGAUAACAAGGGGAUACUCACAGUCGAUGGGGAACAGAUCAAAUAUGGACCGGUGCAAGGAGAAAUUGUUCCGGGCAUCAUCAAAGUUGUCGUUCCGCAGCAACGAAACAUUCCAAAGAAAGUCUAA
Messenger RNA from Culicoides brevitarsis, 1939 nucleotides. Its product is annotated as sphingosine kinase 2-like. Gene Ontology annotation, biological process: sphingosine biosynthetic process; phosphorylation. The transcript has 3 exons. Gene Ontology annotation, cellular component: intracellular membrane-bounded organelle; cytoplasm; membrane. The record is from RefSeq and is a predicted model, not a curated record. Lineage: Eukaryota; Metazoa; Arthropoda; Insecta; Diptera; Ceratopogonidae. The coding region runs from base 89 to 1939 and encodes 616 amino acids.